AUGUGGAAGGCAGCUGUAGGACACAAUGUGGCCGUGAAGGAGGAGUCCCAAGGAGAUGACUGGGACACCGAUCCUGAUUUUGUGAACGACAUCUCAGAGAGGGACCAGAGAUGGGGAGCCAAAACCAUUGAGGGCUCCGGACGGGCCAAGCACAUCAAGGGCCAGGCCCUGGUUCUGACUGGGAACCCCAUCCCAAGGAAGCAGCUGAUGCUCUUCUCCUUCCUCCUCCAGUCAGCGCUUGGGUUCGAGUACAAGGGCGAGGUGGAGAAGCACGCAUCCCAGAAAGAUUACGCCAAGGGGUUCGGUGGCCGCUAUGGGGUGGAGAAGGACAAGCUGGACAAAGCAGCCGUGGGGUUCGACUACAAGAGUCAGACAGAGAAGCACGAGUCACAGAAAGACUAUGCCGUGGGCUUUGGUGGGAAGUUUGGGGUGCAGAAAGACCGUCAGGACAAAUGUGCCCUCGGCUGGGAGCACCAGGAAGAGCUGAAGCGUCAUGAGUCCCAGACAGACUAUGCCAAGGGCUUUGGAGGUCGGUACGGUGUGCAGGAGGACAGAGUGGAUAAGAGCGCCGCUGGCUUUAAUGAGAUGGAAGCUCCAACUUCCUCAUAUGAGAAGACCAAACCUGUGGAGGCAGCCUCCAGUGGAGCCAGAAGCCUGAAGUCGCGAUUCGAGAGCAUGGCCAAGUCGGCUGACGAAGAGAAUAGGAAGCGGGUGGAGGAGGAACGAGUGAGGCGCCAGGCCCGGGAGCAGCGGGAGCGCCAGGCAGCCCAGCAGCAGCAGCAGCAGCAGGAAACCCAGGAGAGUGAGGAGACGAACCGUAACGAGCCAGGUCCCACGCCAGCUCUGGUACCCAGGAGGGUUUGCAAAGAACCAGCAAUGCUGCCUAGUCCACAGAGACAGCAGCAAGAGGCAGACAUACAGGAUGAGGAACAGCCCCCUGCACUGCCACCGCGGCCCUCAGACCUGGAAGAAGGUUCCAGCAAGCUGCAUGAGGAGUCGCAUGAGGAGGAGGCCAUCUAUGCCGACAGCGUGGAUCUGCAAGGGGACUAUGAGGAGCUGCCAGAGCCCUCAGACUAUAAAGAUGGUGCUGAUGUGGACAGAGACUAUGAGGAGCUGCCGGAGCCCUCGAGGGAGUCAGAGGCCAUCUACGAUGAGGGUGUUGAUACGAGUGAGGACUAUGAGGAGAUCCCCCCAGAGAGUGCAUCCAGCAGCAUCGGGAACAUUCCCUGCCCUGAAGUAUCUGAGAAUGUGUACGAGGCGGAUGAUGCUGGGCCUUCUGCUGUGGCUCUGUACGACUACCAAGGAGAAGGUGACGAUGAAAUUUCCUUUGACCCCAAUGACACCAUCACUCACAUCGAGAUAGUAGACGAGGGCUGGUGGCGGGGGCACUGCCAUGGCAGAGUUGGCCUCUUUCCAGCUAAUUAUGUGAAGCUACUUCAGUGAGACCUGCCAUUGCCCGAACCCCUCUGCCUCUUACUGCUUCAGCGCUUUAUGUGUAGCUAGGGCCGGGUUACAGUGAGCAGCUCGGCUCAGCCCAGCACGCCUGCGUGAGAGAGAAACUAACAUGAAAUGACAAAUAGGAUCCUGGGGGGCAGGCU
Terrapene triunguis (Three-toed box turtle) is the source of this 1598-nucleotide messenger RNA. It is a transcript of the gene HCLS1, whose product is annotated as hematopoietic cell-specific Lyn substrate 1. Gene Ontology annotation, biological process: regulation of actin filament polymerization. Lineage: Eukaryota; Metazoa; Chordata; Testudines; Emydidae. Gene Ontology annotation, molecular function: actin filament binding. The record is from RefSeq and is a predicted model, not a curated record. Bases 1 to 1443 code for a protein of 480 amino acids. The transcript is spliced from 12 exons. Gene Ontology annotation, cellular component: cortical actin cytoskeleton; actin filament; site of polarized growth.